Molecule: messenger RNA, 4162 nt
Organism: Linum tenue
Lineage: Eukaryota; Viridiplantae; Streptophyta; Magnoliopsida; Malpighiales; Linaceae
Source: the annotation of a GenBank genome assembly
UUUAUUUGAAUAAAUUAAUAUGAGUUCAAGGAAUCAACUUCCCCAAUUUGAAAACCUCUUCUCUGCAACGAAACUCAUAUCGGAGCUCUGAAAGGCGAGGGAGAUCAUCCUCCGCCUGUUAACAAUUCUCUCUGCCAUGGACGCACGUCACGCAUCUCUUGGUCGACGAACUCUGGAAGAGAUUCGACAAAAGCGAGCGGCAGAGAGAUUGAGCCAAGCAUCGUCUGGAACAGAUCUCAGCAAGUCUCCCAUCCUUGCAGAUAAUGUUGGAAUAAAGAAAUCCGAGAGUGCCAAUCGACUCUCAGAGUGUGUGCAGGCUGACGUUAGUGGUUUAGUAGCGCAGCUGCAAGAACUUCAGAAAAGGAAUUCGGAGUUAGAGGAGAACAACAGGGUAUUGUUUUUUAAGCUUCAAUCGGAGAAUACUGAGAAGGAGACAUUACAAAGUCGCCUAAAUGAUCUGGAACAGAGUACUGUUCCAUCUUUAAGGAAAGCUCUUAAGGAUGUAGCAAUGGAAAAAGAUGCAGCGGUUGUUGCAAAGGAGGACCUUUCAGCCCAGCUUCGUACUCUGAAGAAACGGUUAAAGGAUGCAGAAGAGGAACAAUACAGAGCUGAGGAAGAUGCUGCAGCGUUAAGAGCAGAGUUGAACUCAAUUCAGCAGCAGACAAUGAGUAAUCAGCUCAACGGUAUAACUUCAAUGGGUAUUCCAACAGAUCAAUUACAAAGCUUGGAACAUGAGUUGGCUACUUUGAAGUCUGAUCUGCAGCGAGAGUCUUCCAUGAGGCAAGUAGAGCAACAGCGGUUGCUGGAGGAGAAAGUCAAGGUCUCUGCCCUUGAGUCUGAAAAGCAGCAGCUGGAAGACAAACUUCUUUCUCUGUCACAAAGGGCACCAGAACAAGUGUCAGAAGGAGCUGCUUAUAAUGUAUUUUCAAUGGAGGAUAAAGAGAGACUUGAGAAGCAGUUGCAUGAUAUGGCUGUUGCAGUUGAGAGAUUGGAAAGUAGUAGACAGAAGCUUCUGAAGGAGAUUGAUUCCCAAUCUUCAGAGAUAGAGCAGCUCUUCGAAGACAAUUCUCACCUUUCACAUUCUCUUCAAGAGGCAAUGAACACUGCCAACCAAUGGGAGAGCCAGUUAAAGGAUUGUCUCAAGCAGAAUAAAGAACUUCGUGUAGUGCUUGAUAAUUUGAGAACAGAACAGGCAGCUGUACUGUCUUCAAGUUACAAGGACGGGCAGAGAGGCUCAAGAGAUGCAGAAAGAGAUGGCUUAAACUCACAGGGAUCUGCAACUGAAGUUCUCUCUCUCAAGGGGGAGCUCGUAAAAGAACAAAGCAGAGCAGAAGCUUUAUCGGCAGAGGUCAUGCAGCUAUCAGCAAAGCUCCAGCAGGCAACACAGGCAUACAUUGGUCUUGCCCACGCCUAUAGACCAGUGCUUCGGAACAUUGAAAGCAGCCUCAUCAAGAUGAAGCAGGAUGGCUCCGUGACAGCUCAAUGAGAAAGCAGAGAACGCUACGAUUCAUUCGUUGCAUAUUUCAAGAAUAGCUGACCAACACUGCAGGCUUUUAUACCUACUAGCGCUGAUGAAAUGCUCGGACUUUAGGGCGAACGGCCCAGCUGGAAGAGUAGAAAGGCCAUUGCCCUCAUGUUUACUUUCUGCGUUUGGGUUGAGGGAAGUGAUGUGGGGAUACCAGAUAUCAUUUUUAGUUACCUGGUGUACAAUGGUUCUAUUUUCUUCUCACAAUUAAUAGAAAUUUACGUUUUUCGAACAUUUUGCAUUUGGAGCAAUUGAAAGGCAAUUGAGAUACUUAUUAGGUAGAGAACUCGCCAACCUUGCGACUGGAAAGAAGAAAUAAAGUAAUCAGAUGGAAUGGCUAUUACCAUAUCUUAUAAGGGUGUAUUAUUUUCUCAAAACUGUAAGGUGUACGCGCUGAUAUACACGUUGCCCCGAAAAGACAGAAAACUUUCGGCAUCUGUUUUGUCAAGAAUGUAAGCAGAAGCAACUCAAGAGAAACAGAGUAAAGAAUGAUCUUGAUUCUCACCAAUAAUCCCCACAAGAACACACCCCAUCACGGAAAUGGUGAAAGCGAUUCACGUCUCUCACCAGAAUCUCUUUACGUGCAAACUUCGAUAUGAACUUGGUAAAGGAGUGACAAUCUUCACACAGCCGCAGGUUCUUGGUGAUCCGAAUUGGCUCUGCGUUGCUGGUGUUGAUGAGUCCAAAUGCUAGCGCUAAUUUUUCGCUGUGGCCAAGCACGAUCCUCUCUUUCUCCUCUUCCCCAAGGUCAUAUAGCACCACUUUGAUCUGCGGCACAUAUCCUUUCUCCUUCAUCUCCGACGAUAAUUCACACAGCAGAGCAUGUAGCUGCUCGAUUUGAGGAUUAAACUCAUCAGUCGAGACAAAGGAAUGUAUUUGCCUCUUUACUUCUAUCCAGCUGCGACCGGGGACUUUCUGUAGUCCUCUGGAUUCAAGGAGCUUUUUAACUCUUUUUACUUCGUCCCACUUACCAGCUUCUGCAUAAGUGUCAGCCAGCAGCACGUAGUUCCCAGCAUUUGCAGGCUCGAGUUGAAAAAGCUUUGUGCUCGCCCUCUCUGCAAACUCAACGUUACAAUGAAUCCUAGACGAUCCAAGGAGAGAUCCCCAGACCUUAGGCCCUGGUUCUAUCCGCAUAUCAUCGAUGAAUUUAGCUGCUUCCUCUAACUUAUUGGCCCGCCCUAGAAGAUCCACCAUGGAAGCAUAAUGUUCCACACUAGGAAUUAUCCCAUACUCUUUUCUCAUCGCCUGAAACAAUGCUCUUCCUUCAUCCACAAGACCUGCAUGGCUACAAGCUCCCAGAAGACUGACAAACGACACAGGACUUGGUGAUAUACCGCAACUGAUCAUGUCUUUGAAAAUAUCUAUUGCUUUCUUCCCAUGCCCAUGAGCUCCAAACCCUGAAAUCAGAGAAUUCCAAGAGACGACAUCUCGUUUAUCCAUGCCGUCAAAAACUUGUUGUGCCACUUCGAGUUUGCCGCACCUUGCGUACAUUGUGACCAGUGCGCUGAUUACUGGCAAGAUGGUAUCAAGACCAUUCCUCAGAAUGUAUCCAUGUAUUAACUUUCCUUGCUCCAGGGCUGCAAGAGCAGCACAAGCUUGAAGGACGCUGACCAUUGUCACAGAAUUGGGACCUACAUCCUCUUCUGUUUUGAGCAUCAUUUCCCUGAAGAGCUUCAAUGCCUCGAAAGCCUUCCCAUUCUUCGCAUAACAAGCAAUCAUGGCACUCCAAGAAACCACAUUUUUGACCGCCAUCUGGUUGAAAACAGCACUAGCAUAAGCCACGCAUCCAAACUUGGCAUACAUAUCAACCAAUGUAGUCAUAAUAUGUACAAAUCCCCCAUACCCAUGUCGCAGAAUAUGAGCAUGAAUCUCCUUUCCCUUCCACAGCAACGAUACUAAACACUCGGAAGCAACACAAGCCUUGAGGGCGUAUGUAUACGUGAACCUAUCAGAAGGCAUCCCAAGAGAACUCAUCGUGCGGUACAAGUUCAAGACCUCUUCCCCAUGGCCCGCCAACGAAAGCGCUCGAAACAACGCGUUGUAAACAUAAAUAGUUCGCUUCCGAGUUUUGUCAAACACCUUGCGUGCAUCAUCAAUCAGGUCCAGAGACGAAUACAUAUUGAUAAGUUUCGUUGCCAAGAAGGGAUCUUGAUCAAACCCAUUCUCAUGGAGGUGGCGGUGAACCCACUGUGCAUCGACGAGCGAACUUUGGUGGAUGCAAGAGAGAAUUAGGUGCUCGUAGGUCCGUUGAGUCGGGUUGGACUCUUCGCUCAUCAGCUUCACGGCCCGCUUCAGGUUGCCUUGUUUGCAUAGAGACUGUAUAAGCUGGUUAUUGUCAGCUGUGGUCGAGGUCGAAGGAUUCAAGGAUACGAAACAAACGGGCGGCUUCCGGGAGGUACGUGGGAUGAAGGCUGAUGAAGGAGACGGCUGAGCAUUGGGUUGAGGAGAACUAAGAGCCCACAUUUGGAUAUGGCGUCUGAUUUUGAGAACCAAGCCAAGCCGCCAACAAAGGGUUGAAACAACUCUCCCCUGCGGUGGUUGAGACUUGUCAGUCCUUUCUAAUCGGACCAACUGUUGGAGUAGAUGAGAGAUGGAAUCAAUGGAGCCGAUGCAGAUGAAGUCGGAAGUCACAGGCGG